AGACCGGGCGGGCCCCUCUCUGCAUCGCUAUCUUUUGUGUUGCUACAAAUAUUUUGAACGUACCAACCCCUCCAAAUAGUAGCAAAAUAUACACACUCACACAGAUACAUCUCUGUUUUCGACUCUGAAUGCUGGGUAGAGGUGUGUUGUCACGAUAUCCCUGAACUCGCCCCCCCUCAAACAACACAAACUCUCUUAAACUCUCUCUCUCUCUGUGUUUAGUGUGUCCAUGUUUCUCUCGAAUUGAGAAGCGACCUUUGCAUCCCCUAUUGAAAGCUGUGUGUUGAACGCUGUUUUCGUGAUUUGUCGUUCAGUUGGCGGCUGAGCAGUCUGCCUUUCGUGUUGGUCCAUCCACAUCUCUCAACACUGUCUUGCUGUUACCAGUAUUAAUUACUCAGUGCACCAGUUAAUUACUCCAUAGGAAGAACAUCUUCGAAAAUAAUUUCUCAUUCCUUCAAACUUUAACAAAUAAGCAUUAGCUACAACACUUUCAAGAAAGAACUAAGCCUAUGUGAUUCGUGUAAUAGAAAUUCUAAUUCUGACAACUUUUUUCAAAAAUAGACAGCAAGCUACGUUAUUUGAGUGAUGUUUAUAUCAGUGACAGAAUAUUAUCUUCAAAAGUAUAUACCAUGAACAUUUCAGAUCCUUAAACAUUCAUCACUACUCAUAGACGACUUGUGUGAAAGAUAUUUCGACAAAUCAACUCGAACGAACAUCAAAAAAGUGCAUCUAUAGAUCACUAUUUUGUGUAAAUAAUCCCAAGUCUUCUUGAAGGAAACUGCGAAACUUUGAUAGAGUAGAAGACCUGAUUAUUUCUUCAGACAAAUUGUGGAGUUUAUAGAUUGGAAUUGAGAAUUGCUGAUUGCUGCCGGCUGAGAAAUUGCACUCUCUGAAACAAUAUCCAGUUUUCUUCUGGGAAAGGUUGGAAGAGGAGGAAGAAAAAGAGGAAAGUGAACGUGAGAAUGUGAUAGAAGUGGAAGAAAUUUUGUAAAAUGGAGAAACAGAGGAAAUAGAAAGUAGAGUAAGAGGAAGAAGAGAACGGAAAGAAAGAAGAAGGGAGAGAGAAAAAUAGAGAGGUGGUGAAGGAGGAGAAGAAGGAGGAAAAGAAAAAUUAUAAUGCUAGGCCAGCCUGGAGGAAAUAAUGGAGAGAACAACCAGACUGGUAGUCACCAACAGCCAAGUCCGACUGGGAGAGGUCCUCAAGCGCCCAGUCUUCCUAUGUUGCAGCCAUUGGACCACUAUCGGCUGCAGCUCUACAACUAUGCAGUGCAAGCUGAGCGACUAAGAUGUCAGCAGUUUAUCAGUCCUGGUGGAGCCGGGUCCCAAUACCCAGGUACAGCCACAGCUUUGUGUCCACCCUACCCGGCCACAGCAGCCUACCAUCCCAGGCUGGCACUGUCAAUGUCCCUCUUCCAUCACCGCGUAUUUCAGCCAGAGGAGCCCAAACCACAGUACAGCUACAUUGGAUUAAUAGCAAUGGCCAUUCUAUCAUCUCCUGACCAUAAACUGGUUCUCUCCGAUAUCUAUCAGUAUAUUCUGGACAACUAUCCCUACUUCCGCACCCGGGGACCAGGCUGGAGGAACUCUAUCCGUCACAACCUCUCUCUGAAUGAUUGUUUUGUGAAAGCGGGAAGAAGUGCCAAUGGAAAAGGACACUAUUGGGCGAUACAUCCGGCAAAUGUAGAUGAUUUCAAGAAGGGGGACUUUAGGCGGAGGAAAGCGCAGCGAAAAGUGAGGAAACACAUGGGUUUGGCUGUAGAGGAUGAUGGAAAUGACUCGAGCAGUCCACCACCUCCUCCAUUGUCACCGACACCAGUUGGAACGAUCUGGACUCCAGCGGCGGUUUUCCCCACAGCAUUCCACCAUCACCAUCACCACCACCAAACCAACCAUCACCACCAUCAUCACAACCAUCACACAAAUGUCAAUCUCACAUCAGUCACUCUAAACAACAUGGUUGGCCGAAAACGGCAGUUUGAUGUUGCAUCCUUACUGGCUCCAGAUAAUGUUUCUGAGCAAAUUUUACCUCUCCAGGAAAGAAAAAUGACUGCGAAAGAUCUUCCUAUAAAAGGGGAACCAAAGCUUGCAGGAUGCAUAGAUGCUGAACAUAGCUUGGACAUGGAAUCCGCUCCUGAAGAUGGGUCAUCAUCAAAAAGGAAAAAAGUCUACAGCAGUGAUGAAGAUGUAGAUGUGAGCAGUGAGGAAGUUGAUGUGGUCUCUCACAAUGCUCCCAAUGAUAGCAAUCGUCACCCUAGACCAACUCCCCUACAUCACAGUAUAGCAUCUUCACCAGCUUGGCCCCUGCCACUACCAGCAGUAACCUACCAGAACAGCUGUUUCAAUCCCACCAUUGUUCCAGCACACAUGGAUCAGCAUACAAACAGCUUGGUUGCUAGGUACUACCAGACUGCAGCUAGGCGAUUGCAAAUGCACAGACAUCUGAACAAUAGUAAUAGUUUUAGUGCUUACAAUGAUGAUAAUAAUGGUGAUGCGAAUAGUAGUUGUAAGGAUGAUCAAGCAAGGAUGUCACCAACAGCACUUGAAGAAGACAAUGUUUAAAAAGAAAAGCUGGCAUGAAAUGUGUAUGUCAACCGUGAAUAUUAUUGAGAUUUAAUGUACCUUCUACCAAUUCAAAUAAUUGGCUCUUCAAAGUGAGAUUUACUUUAAAACGUCAGCAUCUCAUUCGAAUAUCAUUAAUAUUUUCAGAAACCAAUGUUAAUUACAGUUCAAGGUAAAUCUCACUCUUGUACCACAUUUUAUAUGGUAAAUGUUUUGAACUUGAAAAUGUCACUAUUUCUAUGGAUAUAAAAUAAAACAUGAGAUGCGCAUAGGUCAUACAAACUGUAAAAAAUUAGAGAUUCAAUGUAUCUUCAAUAUUUAUUUGUAGAAUUUCAAUUGAUAUUGUGGAACGGGUAAGCCACUGUGAAGUAUGGUUGAUUCGACAUUUAUUUUAUUCACUUUUAUUAGCAGGUAGCCCGUGCUCCGCUAGGGUCUAUUUUGAAACUUGACGUAAUGAAAUCUUGAAGAAUUGAAAAUAGGCCUAUAACCAUACAAGACAGAGGAUCGACAACGUUGUUCUCCUAUCUUCCUCCACUGUCAUUAUAACGUGCACCCCACUAAAGGUUUAUAAGUUUCAAGUUUCUCACUUGAUACUUGGUGUCAUUUGGAACAGCAAAAAUUAAGUAACAAAAAUUCUUAUAAUGACUUUGAACAAACUAUUUAGAAACAUAACAUGUAUUGAUCCUCACUCUAUUAUUUAUCAAGUUAUCGAGAGAUAUUUUAGAAUCAAACUCUUGUCAAGGGAGAAAUUCGUAAUUUCGAUAUUUUGAUGAAUUUUAUUCGUCGUGAUAACUUUGAUUCUUCUCAUUCACCAACAAAGUAAGUUUGUUAGUAAAUAAAGACUCGGAUGAAAACUAACAAGUCAUGUUAUCUAUACUAUAAUAAAGGAAUGAACUGGCUUAUACAAGUAGGCUACGUAAUAGAAAAAUCAUGAUUGACGCAUCUUCACGUCUGAACUACUGGACUGAUUAAACUACUGAACUUGAAAUUUCGCAUAUAGAUUCUUAAUCAACCGAGGGUGGUUAUAUGCCUUUUUCCAUUCUCCAAUAUUUAAUUACAUAAAGUUUUUAAAUAGACCCAUGCGGAGCACGGGUUACCUGUUAGUAAAGAAUAGAGAUCACGUACGCACACAUUUAUUAUAACAUAGCCUACACUACAUAUCUAUGCUGGUUCUAAGAAUAAAGGAAAGCCAUUUAUUGGGGAUAGGAUCUCUUGACACGAAAUUGAUGACAUAUAAUUACUCUUUCCAAUUGAGAAAAAUAUUUGCAAUGUAAAAAUGUAAGUAAUAUUAAAGGAUGAAAAAUAUUACUGAACCACCAGUAUCAAAUAAUAUACCUCAGCAUUCAAUGGAUAUCUCUGUAUCAGUUUUUUUGUUACACAGAAAAUAAAACUCAUAAUGGAACCAAAAAAUCAUUCUCGUCUACUUUGAUUGUAGAUGUACGUGGAAAACAAUUAUUAUGUAGAUACUAAAACUAUUCAUCGAAGAAGAUGUUAUUCUUUAACAAAGAAUAACCAAUUCCUCAUUGUUAUAAUUGAGCUGUAUUGUAGUCCAAAACCUAUUCUAUAUUAUUGAUCAAGCUUAUCAGAUGAAUUUAUAGAAGUUAUUAAUAUCAUUUUGUAAAAUAUGUUCUUAGCUGUAAAUACGAAAAAUAAAACUUGUAAUGAUCUCAAAAUC
Nilaparvata lugens (brown planthopper) is the source of this 4234-nucleotide messenger RNA. RefSeq names its product forkhead box protein O1 (gene fd102C). Lineage: Eukaryota; Metazoa; Arthropoda; Insecta; Hemiptera; Delphacidae. Gene Ontology annotation, biological process: regulation of transcription by RNA polymerase II; cell differentiation; anatomical structure morphogenesis. Bases 1117 to 2559 code for a protein of 480 amino acids. Gene Ontology annotation, molecular function: DNA-binding transcription factor activity, RNA polymerase II-specific; RNA polymerase II cis-regulatory region sequence-specific DNA binding. The transcript has 3 exons. The record is from RefSeq and is a predicted model, not a curated record.